AUGGCGUCGCCCGUGACCACACCGCAGAAUCCUGCGCCUAGGCGUCGUGGGCGGCCUCCAGGCACUACUAAUGCGGUUCGUGCCGCCCGCGCGGCCGAGGCUGCUCGUCUCGCCGAGCUGGGUCAGACCGUCUCGUCGCGGAAGCGGCGCUACGUGCCCGGCGGGCCCGGCGGCGGCGGCAGGUAUGUAGACCCUGAGAGUCUACUGAACGCGAGCACGCCGAGGACGGGCGCCGCGCCGCCGUCGUCGCGCCGUCGCGCGGUGGCCAGCCGCGACAUCUCCUACGCUGUCUCGCCCGUCCCACUGCCGCGUCGCGAUCGCAGCACGCGCACCCGAGCCACGGCCGGCGACGACUUUGAAGAGAUUGAAUGGGGCUCUGCUGCGGCUGUGGCUGCGUCCGUCAAGCAGGCCGAGGACUACAAGCCUCGCGAGGAGCGCAGCUGGGAGGAAUUUCACCCGAACCUCGACAUUGAGCAACGCUUCGUCGUCUUCUCCGCUGAUGAAGUGGAUGGUGUCGUCGCGAUGCGGGAGACGCCAAGCACGCCGUCGAGACAGACACCCGGUACACCCUUCAAUGGCGCCGCGACGCCCAUGCUACAUGCCAAUCCCGUCUCGACGGGAAAUACACCGAAUUCCCAGUUUCAGUUCGACGUCAAUAGCCAGCCAGAUUCUCAACCGGCAGCAGGCGCACUGACACCGUCCCGACGCUCAAGAAGAACGGUGCGUGAGUCUGUAUCGUUUUAUGGCCUCCGCAAUACGCCCAUGGCUGGCACACCCCGGACGCCGCGGAUACUGCCAAUAUCGAAUCAGACGCCGAAAGAGAAAUUGGACCUCAAGCAGCCCUCGUUUCGCAAGACCAAUCGCAUAGAAUUGUUUGAGAGCAAGACGUUUGGGCAGGCCCGUUACGUCGACAAGGCCAUGAGCAAUGUGGGGUACCAAGAAAGCGACAAUUUUCUACGACCCGACGAGACAAUGCUGCGCGCCAUCGACAUUGGCGCAGCGGACGACGCGGAGCAGUCGCUGGCAUUGAUACCGAACAAGUCCGAGGAGCACAGCAUCGGAAGCCAUGUGCCCCACACGCAGAAGCUGGGCCGUGUCGAGUACGACAUGGACGAGCAGGACGACAUGUGGCUGGAAUACUAUAAUGCGCAGCGGAAGCAGGCCGAUCUGGAGCCCAUUACUCGCGAGGUGUUUGAGAUAACCAUGACCAAGAUUGAAAAGGAAUGGCACGCUCUCGAGCGGCGCAUCCCUAAGCCGAAUCCUAAGCCACCGCAGACGCACCGGCCACGCUCGAGCUCGGCAGCGGCGGUCAACGGUGAGGUUCAGAGCGGCGGUGCUGGCGGCGCCGGUAGCGGAGAUGAACCAGAUAGCAAAUGUGUCAUCUGCGACGACGGCGACUGCGAAAACACCAACGCGAUUGUAUUCUGCGACGGAUGUAAUCUGGCUGUUCACCAGGAAUGCUAUGGUGUGCCUUUUAUUCCCGAAGGCCAGUGGCUCUGUCGAAAGUGUCAGCUGUGCGGGCGCGGUGUGCCGACCUGCAUCUUUUGCCCUAACACGGACGGUGCCUUCAAGCAGACCAACUCAUCAAAAUGGGCGCACCUGCUAUGUGCCAUGUGGAUUCCCGAGAUUUCGCUUGGCAACCACACAUUCAUGGAACCGGUCAUGGAUGUCGAAAAGGUGCCCAAGACGCGAUGGAGGCUCAACUGCUACAUCUGCCGACAAAAGAUGGGCGCGUGUAUCCAGUGCAGCAACAAGAAUUGCUACCAGGCGUUUCACGUUACCUGCGCUCGGCGGUCGAGGCUCUACCUCAAGAUGAAGACGAGCCACGGCGCGCUGGCCGUGCUGGAUAGCAGCAUGGUCCUCAAGGCAUUCUGCCACAACCACUGCCCGCCAGACUACACGAUAGAAAAUAAUGUCCACCAGGCCACCCGCACGGCCAAGAAAUUUUACAAACGUAACAUGCGCGGCCGCAUCUGGGCGGACAAUCAGGCCAUGGCAAAUGUUCUCGCUGCCCAGCAUAGAGUUGCCAUCACGGAACAUCCUGCUAGUGAGAGCCAAACACCAAGCGCCAAGAACUUGACCAUGCUCGGCAACGGCGCGGAUGAACAGACUGGGCAGGGUCAGCCGCCCAAGAACCUGUGGAAGCUACCUUCUGGCGCGCCGAUUAUUCCGCAAGCAGUAUAUGAUGUGGUUGAGGCGUCAAUCCAGCGCUUCCCUUUUCGGAAGCGCAAAGACUUUUUAGGCGAGGCCUGUCGGUACUGGACGCUGAAGCGCGAGGCGCGCCGUGGAGCGGCCCUACUGAAACGGCUUCAGCUGCAGAUGGAAGCGUUUUCGUCCAUGGAGUUGACUAGGCGCGACUUUGCGUCGAUGGGCCCAAAUGGCAGGACGCGACUGGCGAGGCGCAUCGAAUUUGCUGAGAAUGUCGUCAAAGAUUUGGAGCAGCUAAAGGAGCUGUCGGAAGACGUUGUGCGGCGCGAGCAGCUUCGUGUGGAGGCUGCCGAGCUGGAGAAUGACUUUGUGGACGAGUGCUACUUUCCUGUCGCCAAGCUGCUGGAGCCCGCGAUAGAAAAGGCGGUUUUUCUCGAUAAAGACUUGUUUGAAACGGACCUCCAGGACAUAUUCAAGCGCGUCUCGAAGCGGCACUAUGCGACGGUCAUGCCAUUCGCGCAGGAUCUCUGCAAUGUGAUUAGCAAGGGCAUCCGUACGCCACGGGCAGAGGUGUCUGAUGAUGCGAGCAGCGCAGGCUCGCGUUUUGAGGGCGCCAACGUGUCGCUGUCGAAACCGAGCUUUGCCGAUAUCCGCGAGCGACGCAAGCUGGGCAAGCGAAUACUUAAGAGCGUUCAGCCUUUCUUGGAAUCAGCUCUCCGCGUGGAAGCAGAAAUCAACAGCAAGUCGGCCGAGACACUGGCGACGGAGCUGGAAGCCCUCAUCGAAGCGAGCCUGGACACGACGAAGCCGGCAGAAGCGAAUGAAGAUACCGUCAUGGCGGAUGCACCCGACGCGUCCGAAAUCACCGUGAAAGGCCCGGUGGUAGAUGGUAAUGGAGCAGACUCUGCCGAGACAGACGCCAUGGACACUGCCGAGGACGACGUUGUGCAGGAUCACAUCGAGGUGGCCACGUCGGGGCUGGGCAUUGUCGACGUGACAACGCUUGCCGCCGCCGCCAAGUCGGACAAGGCGGCGGCGACGCGAGCAGCGGGCUCGUCUUCGGCAUCGCCAGACGAUGGUGGCGGCGGCGGCGGCGGCGGCGGCGACUAUGCUGUUAUGGCCCAACAGCAGCAGCAGCAGCAGCAGCAGCAGCAGCAGCAAAAGGGACCGCCCACCCCGCCGCAAUCCAACGGAAGCCUGGGCCGCGAUCCUCCCACGGAUCCGCUGACAGAAGGAGGCAUCCUGUGGCACCUCAAGUCGUUUGAGCCGUGGGGCACCUCGGCACUGCUGGAGCAGACGGCUGCUGUCGAGGUCCCUGGCGGUUUCGACGCGGCGAGGCUGCUCAGCGAGGACCUGACGGACCUGGAUGAGGUGGAGCUCAAGGGCCUGGGCGCGCAUGGCAGCGGCGCCCUGUUGGCUGGUGGUGACGAUGAGGCGGAGGAAGAGGAAGAAGAAGAGGAGGAGGAGGAAGAGGAGGAAGAAGCAGAGGAAGAAGCAGAGGAAGCGGAAGAAGCACAAGCACAAGCACAAGCACAAGAGGCCGCGACCAAGACAAAGACGAGUAAGGCGCGUGCACGUCGUGUGUCGGCUCGACUGCGAUGA
Molecule: messenger RNA, 3750 nt
Organism: Beauveria bassiana ARSEF 2860
Lineage: Eukaryota; Fungi; Ascomycota; Sordariomycetes; Hypocreales; Cordycipitaceae
Product: peregrin-like protein
Exons: 1
Coding region: 1-3750 (1249 amino acids)
Biological process (GO): regulation of transcription by RNA polymerase II
Source: RefSeq, a predicted model, not a curated record